AUGGCCGAGAAAGAAGCUACUGUGUACAUUGUGGAUGUCGGGAGGUCAAUGGGAGAGUGUCGAAAUGGCCGCUCCAUUACCGACCUUGAGUGGGCCAUGCAAUACGUUUGGGAUCGCAUCACCACCACAGUCUCCACAGGUCGUAAGACAGCUACGAUAGGAGUGCUUGCUUUACGGUCUGAUGAUACUUUUAAUGAACUUUCGGCAGACGAUAGUUUCGAACAUAUUUCCGUUCUUUUCAAUAUUGGACAGGUUCUUAUGCCUGACAUUCGAAGACUGCGAGAUGCAAUCAAACCCAGUCAUACCUACAAGGGCGAUGCUUUCUCUUCCCUUGUUGUUGCCAUUCAAAUGAUCAGCACUUAUUGCAAGAAGCUCAAGUACAAGCGAGAGAUUGUGCUGGUCACGAAUGGUACAGGUUUGAUCAACAGCGAGGACCUGGAGCCAAUCAAGGACAAGGUCAAAGAAGAUAAUAUCAAGCUGACUGUUCUUGGGCCUGAUUUCGAUGAUCCGGAUUGGGGAGUGAAAGAAGAAGACAAGGGCGAGAGAAAGGCUGCAAAUGAAAAGCUGCUUCGGGACUUUGUCGAAGACUGUCCCAAUGGCGCAUUCGGCACCCUUGAUCAAGCUGUCUCCCAAUUGGACAUACCUCGUCCGAAAGAGACAAGAAGCAUGCCAUCCUUUAAAGGUUUCCUCUCGCUUGGUGAUGCGGAGAAAUAUGAAACGGCACUCCGCAUCCCUGUCGAACGAUACUUCAGAACUUAUAGUGCCAAGCCUCCAACUGCCAGCUCCUUUGUCGUGCGAGGUGGCGAUGAGCCAAGACAAGGAGAUGCAGGACCCGCUUCCACUCCAGCUGAUAAACUUAAAUCUCUUACCAGUGAAGGCAAAAGAGAUGCAAUGGCCGCUGUCCGAACUUCACGAACAUAUCAGAUUGAUGACGAGUCUGUCCCUGGGGGCAAAGCCGAUGUGGAGCGCGAUGACCUUGCCAAAGGAUAUGAGUAUGGACGCACUGCUGUGCAUAUCAGCCAGACAGACGAGAAUAUUACGACACUGGAAACCUUUGCGGGCCUCGAGCUCAUUGGUUUCAUUGCAGAUGACAAGUACGAUCGAUACCUGCACAUGUCAAACGUCAACGUUAUCAUCCCACAGAAAGCUCACGAUAAAGCAACCCUCGCAUUGUCAUCGCUGAUUCAUGCGCUCUGGGAGUCAGAUAGCUAUGCCAUUGCUCGACUGGUCACCAAAGAGACCAAGCCGCCCCUCAUCGUACUUCUCGCUCCAUCAAUUGAAUCUGAUUAUGAAUGUCUUCUGGAAGUUCAGCUUCCAUUCGCAGAGGAUGUGCGAUCAUAUCGAUUCCCUCCCUUGGACAAGGUUGUCACCGUGUCCGGAAAGAUUGUCACUGAGCAUCGCAAUCUCCCAAGCACUAGCUUGCAGGAGGCAAUGGAUGAGUAUGUGGACAGCAUGGAGUUGGACUUGAAGGAUGAUGAUGGAGAUCUAAUCGAAGGACUCCCAAUUGAGCACUCUUUCUCCCCACUGCUACAUCGAAUCGAAGCUGCAGUACGAUGGCGCGCCGUGCAUCCCGAUGAUCCUAUCCAGAACGUAUCAGAGCAGUUAACCAGAUUCUCCCAUCCUGACGAAGACCUGGUAAACAAGUCCAAAAAGCAACUAGAGAAACUCAUCUCCGUCGCAGAUGUCAAGAAAGUUCCACCCAAGACAAAAGGCCGCAAACGAAACCGCGAAACCGAAAAGCCCCUCUCCGGCCUCGACGUCGACGCCCUCCUAAACCAAGAACCCAAGCGCGCGAAAAUCUCCCCAGAAAACGCCAUCCCCGAAUUUAAGCAGCUGCUUUCCCGUGCCGAUAACGUCGAGGCUAUUCUUGAUGCCGUCAAGCAGAUGGGCACCAUUAUCGAGAACCAGAUUAAGCAUAGUCUGGGCGAUGCUAACUAUGAUCGUGUCGUGGAGGAAUUGGUUACUAUUCGUGAGGAGUUGGUUGAAUACGAAGAGCCGGGGGCUUAUAAUGAGCUUUUGCGCAGUCUGAAGGGCAAGAUUCUCGGUGAGGAGCUUGGGGGCGAUCGGAAAGAGUUGUGGUGGCUCCUGAGGAAGAGUAGAUUGGGACUUAUUGAUCGGAAUGCCUCUGAGAUGUCUGAGGUUACGGAGGAUGAAGCGAAUGAGUUCUUGUCUGCUGCCUAA
Messenger RNA from Penicillium longicatenatum, 2181 nucleotides. Its product is annotated as ATP-dependent DNA helicase 2 subunit KU80. NCBI's taxonomy places the organism in Eukaryota, Fungi, Ascomycota, Eurotiomycetes, Eurotiales, Aspergillaceae. Gene Ontology annotation, cellular component: nucleus; Ku70:Ku80 complex. The transcript is spliced from 11 exons. Gene Ontology annotation, molecular function: double-stranded DNA binding; telomeric repeat DNA binding; damaged DNA binding. Bases 1 to 2181 code for a protein of 726 amino acids. The record is from RefSeq and is a predicted model, not a curated record. Gene Ontology annotation, biological process: cellular response to gamma radiation; DNA recombination; cellular response to X-ray.